ACAAAGUGAGGCCGGACGAAGCGAGGUACAAUGUUAGCACAGAAGAAAGUGGAAAAGCUAGUCGAGUUGGAGAAUCCGAGUCACGUGUAGGUGAUCCACGUGGCACCGCGUUUUCUGUCCCUUUUUACUUGGGCGUUUACCAGCUCUUAUCGUACGCUACCUUUCUUUCUGCCCCUUUCACAUAACUACUCAUUUUAUUUUGUGCACCUCUGGAAAAGGUGAACACUCUAAGCGUUGCGUUUCCCCGGUCCGACGAGGGUUUAGAUGGAUUUGGCGAGCCAUGAAUCACCUACCUCGACUAUUCGGCAAUAGAAAGAAGCCUCCAAACAUGGACCCCAAGAAGAGCAAGACGCGAGGCAAGAAGCAUCAGCCCAAGCUCGAGCGCCGCAACGCCGCCAAGCACUUCGAAUACGACGCCGGAUCGUCGUCUUCUUUGCGAGGUGACUCCGCAUCCGUCUCCACGUCGUCUUCCUCGUCGUCUUCGUUAUUUACGCGUUCAAUGGACUUCUACGGCCACCGGAGCUUCCGAAUCGAUGGCGUGGAGGGCGAGUUCGACCGGAUUUGUCAAAGCCUCGGCCUCUCCGGUCCGGAGGACUUCUCCAUUCCGACCGCCGCCUGGGAGGCCAUGAAGCUCCGCUCCUCCUCCGACAUCCCGUUGCUCCGGAACCACGACGGGAAGGCGUUGGACGAGGAGGCGAAGGAGAAGGAGGAAAUUGAAGCGGUUGAGAGCGAGUAUGAGGCUAGGGUUUUGGAUGAGUGUGUUGUUCCUGCUGAGAGCAGUGGUUGCUGCACCGCUGGCGGCGGAGGAAUUAAGGGUUUUCGGCCUCCGAUGCUGAAGCCGCCGCCAGGGAUUAGGGUUUCGGUGGUGGACGAGACGUGUUCGACAUGGGAUUUGUUGCGGGAUUUUGCGCCGAAAGGGGAGGGAGGGAAGGAGACUUACGUGGAGUUGAGUGCUUCUGAUGAAGAUGAGGACGGAGAAGUAAAGGAAGAGGAGGAUGAGGAAGAAGGGGAAGUUGGUGGAGUGAGGGUGGAGAGAGAAGAGGAGGAAAACGCGGCGAGGAUUGCGGAUAUUGUGGAUGAGUUUUCUGGGUUUUCUACUUCGAACGAAGAUGAUUCUUCUAGCACUACCACGGGUCCUAAUUCUAGUAAUAUAUCUCCUAAUGGGAGAAUCAAGCGUGUGAUUACCGCAGGUAACUGGCAGAAGGGUGAGCUUUUGGGGCGUGGUUCGUUUGGCUAUGUCUAUGAAGGGAUUUCUGAGUAAGUGCUUUCGAGCCCAUCACUUCGCUUAUACUCGCUCAAAGUUAUUGUUAGAAACGAAAGAUAAGCCUUAUUGUUUAUUUCAUUGUUUACUGUGGUGUUGGAGUUAGAGAAUAGGGAUCCAGAUGGUGUGGUGGUAGUAAGUAACAUUACAAUGUUGUGUUAAGAGAAAGAGAAACAAUUAUAGUAGGGCCAGUGAGAACAGUUUCAGGGAUUCGGUUCAUCUAUUUUAUUCCUCUCUUUCUACUCAAAUCUUUGUAGGAUACUAUGUUAUGGAAUGUUAGUGUUAGAAUUAGGAGAUUGGCAGGUUAGUUGUAGAAGGUUUGGAUAUGAGAAUAUGUUGGAAAAGCAUAUGACAGUAUGUGAAUGUCAAUUUUGUUGGA
Messenger RNA from Vigna umbellata (rice bean), 1640 nucleotides. Lineage: Eukaryota; Viridiplantae; Streptophyta; Magnoliopsida; Fabales; Fabaceae. The record is from RefSeq and is a predicted model, not a curated record.